AAACAAUCUAUCUUUACGUCUCACCCACUCGUCUUUGCACUGUGAAGCAGCGGCUACAGCCCCCGUCAGCCAUGGAUGUCGGGUGGCCCCAGCCCCCUUCGCGCAUCGCUGGCCGAAAUGGUGAACAUAUGUACAGGAUAGACGCCGUAGACAGCUCGCAGCAAUCGCCGCCGUCACAGCUUCAGGAUCUCGGGAGCCUUUUCUUCAUGGCCAGCCCUGCAUUUCAUUCCUCCCCUCAAUCACUCUCUCUCACCUCUCGUCAUUCGUUUCGUAGAGUGUCCCUUUCUCGCUCUCAUGCUUCAUCCCCCUCCAUAACACUCAAGAGUCGGAGUCGCUGCACAAUGCGCCACCAUGGCCUCGAAAACUAAGUUCUUUUCCUGGUCCAAGGGUCGUCAGUCUGCUUCAGAGCCGUACCAUCGCACUGGCGGCUUGUUGGCUAUCGAUACGGGCGUGGGUGAUACGGGCAAAGAAGCAUAUCUAGCGGUCGAUGCAAAGAACACUCCCAGGCCUGGCCGCCACCGCCCUCCCAACCUCACCAUCAUCCCGGACUACGGCAAUCACCACACUUGUCUGAGUCCAUCGUCUGCCCUCCAGAAUGCCGCCCUGUUCAACUCGGCAUCUAAUUUGUUGGCUGUUGUUAAUGACAUGCUGCGCUCGCCAGCCCUCAGUGCAACUGCAUGCCCCAGAUCGGCUGAGAUACAUAAGCCUCUUCCCAGCAGACCACGUUCCAUAUCUCUGCCAUCUACACCAGAAUUACCUGUGGAACUUCCUGGGUCCAUUCUUCUUGAAAAUCAGGGUUUCCCGUCUCCCCCCGUUGCGGGUGCCGCAACCCGCAGCACAAUGAGGUCGGUCCGCAGCGGGAAUUCCCUAAGCUCCAGUGCUGCCGGUCCCAAGACGCCAUCCAAAGCUCAUGCUGGGGUCCCACGCCAUAAGAAAAGCUUGAGUGAGACCAACAUACAAAGGCGCUCCAAGUCGAAACCCAACCUGCUGACGUCGCCCUCGUCCACCGACAGUAAACUUACUACAUGUUCAGUCUCAAGCAAUGGAGGGCAGACGAGUAGCAACGAUUCGACGAGAGCUCGUGUAGGAGAGGACGUACAGUUACAGCCAGCGCCACUUAUUAUUGAAGGAAAGCCGUGGACUAAAACCAGAGGAGAAGCGUCCAAUCACCGAGAUGAGCUUAGCACUCCAACACCCAUGAGUACCCACAGUAAGCAGGUCGAAGAGCUGAAGGCAACUAUCACUGCGCAGGACCAAACCAUAUCGACACUACAGGCCCAAUUCACCAGGCUACGGACAUCGCAAGAGGCCCAUAUCAAAACCCUGGUUGAUUCGCAUCGGGCUGAGGUUGCGUACCUGGAGCAGGGCAAUCGCCUCCAUCACGCUUCGAGCAAUCAUUUGUUACUAUUGCUUGACACCGCCGAGCCGCAGUCGCCGAACCGAGAGCAGAGCCCGCAGACCGCAACAGGCAGCAGUUCUGCAACCUCGACGCGCUCAUUCCAAUCCUUCCAAAGCGCUUUAGAGCUCCAAGGCCGGCCCCACAAUCCAAAGGACAACCCCGAGAUGGAGAAUCUCAAGCGAAAGCUUAGCUCCGCUAGGCGGCCUGAGACUGGCAAUCGCGAUACCAUUCGCGAGCUCAACCAGUACAAACAGAACAAUGCCGCUCUCCAAAAGCAAAUCGAGUCCUUGAUGACCAAGCUUAAUCAGUCCAAGAAGAGCGAGAGGAAUCUAACCCAGACGCUAGAGGAGAUUGAGAAGCAGUGUUCUGAAUGGCAAGAAAAGGCAAGAAAAGUCGAACAGCUUGAAAAGAAUUCUUUAGCUUUGCAGAAUACGAUUGACCAUUUGGAAAACCGAUUGGAGAUGGCUAAUUGUGACAAGCUUGACCUCCAGGAACAGUUAUUCAACGUUCAGUCGAAACGGGACCCCUUCGAUCCCACGCCAGCAAAACUGCAAGUUCAGACCACGCAAUCGAACAGUCGACAGAGUGCCCACAGCAUGAGUACGGUUUUCUCGUCUGGAGCGGCUGGUUCUCCCACGAGUCACAACGAAUCGCAAGAUCCUACAACGCUGUCUGCCUUCAUUUCUCACAUUGAGCGACUUCAAGAGCAGAUCAAGCAGAAAGAUUCUCGCAUCACCCAACUCGAACAAGAAAACGAGCGAGCACGACGUGAGCACAAGCAGCUUGAGCAUGAUCACCAUGAGCUUAACCUACAGUCAGAUAUCCAAAGCCAAUUGCUCAAGAAGACGAGAGACAACGACGCUCAUAUCGAGCAGCUUAGGACGGCGAUUAUUGAUCGUGAAGCGCUCAUUGGAGAGAGGGAGAAGUCACUCCGUAUGGCUGAGAGACAGUUAGAGCACCACAAACUGCUCCUACAUGCCGAGAUUCGGAAGCAUGCGACAAUGACACUUUUGGCCGGUGUUCAUGAUGGCUCGCUCCCUGAUCUCACGUCCCUCGCCUCUAAAGAGGACAUUGAUCGAUGGAUCGAGCGCCUCCAACACCGCUUAAAGAAAGGGAAAUGCGAUGGCACGUCAGGCAACCAAUCAAGCAGCCUUGAAGAGCAGUUGGUUGAUCUCAAGAAGGAGAAUGAUUUCUUUGUUCGCGAGAUUAUCUACUACAAGCUUGAUAUCAAAGGCUACAAGUCUGACAUCAAGAAACUCAAGCAUUAUGCGGCUAGAAUUGGUAACCAUGGAAGCAGAGCCGGUGACCUCGACUCUCCAAGUCCAUCGCUUUGUCAUUCUAGUGACACCCCCAUACGAGCGCGUUUUGCCGCUCGAACCCCUGGACUGGGGAUCUCUGCGUCCCCGUCUCCAAUCUCUACAGGUCCCGUUUCCGCGACAUACUCAAUAGGCCGGCCGUCAACACCACCCUCCACCCUAAUGACGCCAGAUCCAUCCCCUGCAAACCUCCCAAAGCCCAUGUUAGGACCCCACAAGCGUCUCCCCCGUGAAUUAGAACUCACAAAUCCUGUGACUCCUCACACCCCUCCCCGUAAAGCGGGUGUCAAUCCGGCCAAUGAAGCCGACAACAUUGAUCCUGGUAUUUCCCCUCGGUCCGUUACGAGGCUAUCGCCGGAGCGAAGAAAGCCAACGCCGCCAUCCCCUGAGCAAGAAAAGUUCGGCGAACUAGCAACAAGCUUCCCACUCAGUACGCCUGCUGCGCCAAAGAGACACGACACCCAACGAAGUAUGAGUGACUCAAUCAUUCAGCUUUAUGCCGGACCGAGGACGCCUGAUUGGUCUCCAGCGUCAAAUCAAGACCGUGCAUCUGGCGCAGAUAGCAAACAAGGGGCGGAAACCCGUGGACGAUCGGCUUCUGUACCGAAGGCAAAUAAGAAAAAGUCCAUACCGACACCAGACCGACCGCCGCGCCCACGAUACGGACUAUACGAGUCUCCGAAAGGCAGGGAACGCUCUGCUGAGCGCCUGCCAACACCACCGAGAAUGGAUGUGAUGGCGGAAGCAAUGAGGAAUUCUCCGGAUCGAGUCCAAUCUCAAGCACAGCCUUCCCUCAAACGAGUGCCGUCAAAUCGAUCUAGAUCGGGGAUCCCAGGUCCAGGUAGCAGCAAACUACCGCGUAUGGGCUCAUCUGGUUCUACUUCAGCAAUCCCACCGCCCUUGUCACUCCGACCUAGAGGAUGCUCAUCAGGUUCAAGCACUACAGUACAACCUCCAUCGCCUCAACGAAAAGGCAGCAAUGCGUCUGCGAGUAGCAUUCCCUUCGUAAUUGCAAUGGGCUCGCCUCAUAAUCCCGCUCUCAUCACUCCCGCUACCACGCUACCUCCAACGACCUGCUCGAUUACCGGAAAGAGCACACCCCCCACUGUACCCCAAGUACAAUCUCCAACUAGUAGAACAGGUGUAGGUGGCACAAUGGCGAGCUCGACCCCGCUAACUUCGCCUGUGUCACCUACAGAUAAGUCGAGGACGGGUUUCUUCGGUAGUGCUCUUCCUGUUGCUAAAGGGAGUUCUUCCAAGCCCAGCUCAACGACACAUUCUAAAAACCCUAGCGUGAACGACUUAAAAGUAGGCAAGAAUCAACACAACAGUGGAUCGCGGAUUGGUGGACAUUCUAGGAACACGAGUGGUAGUAGCCUAAUGUCUGCUAUUCAAUUGCCGAGUUCGCUGAUGAAAGGGAAGGGGAAGGCGAGGAAGGAUAGUAUCUCGUAUCCUACUCCGCUAGCGAGUCCAUUUGAUAUUGAUGGGACAAAUGAGGGUGGUGGUGGUGGUGGUAGUGGUGGAAGUGGGAGUGGGUAUGGGUUUGGGAUUGGUGAGGCUAUCUGAGAGGACUGAACGGCUUUCAAUUAUUCUUCAUGAGCUUAUAUUUCUUACUCACUUCACUAUUUCACAACAUAACGACAUCACGACUUAUGCAUUUCCUUUCUCAAUGGCGCGAUGCGGUACCUAGUGUAGAAGGUCAUAUGCAUCACCUGGGGUUUUGGGUACAGGGGCUCGGUGCCGGUAAGGUGGGAUACGGCUGGCUGCAUGGCAAUGGCAAUCGCAGGUGGGAGGAUCUGUCUGUGGUGUUUCACUCCGUCUAACUCAUUCAAAUAUCUCUAACUUUCAUUCUUUCAUAUCUCCGCUCACUAUCUUUCUCUGUCUUUCUGUCUUUCUAUAUUUCUGUCUUUCUCUGUCUUUCUCUGUCUUUCUGUCUUUACCCUCACUUUUUCAACCACGUUAUAUACUCCAGCCCUACAGCGUUACGGCAGGAGCUGCGUAUAAUUUGAUGACUUAGAAAGAUAGUACUAUACCUACGAUAAUGACG
Molecule: messenger RNA, 4762 nt
Organism: Lindgomyces ingoldianus
Lineage: Eukaryota; Fungi; Ascomycota; Dothideomycetes; Pleosporales; Lindgomycetaceae
Exons: 5
Coding region: 352-4281 (1309 amino acids)
Source: RefSeq, a predicted model, not a curated record